Parnassius mnemosyne (clouded apollo) is the source of this 600-nucleotide messenger RNA. NCBI's taxonomy places the organism in Eukaryota, Metazoa, Arthropoda, Insecta, Lepidoptera, Papilionidae. The record is from the annotation of a GenBank genome assembly.
UUGCAUGAACAAUUAGGUGUAAAAAAGUUGUUUUCCCGAUGGAUACCGCAUUCGCUCUGUGAAGAGCAAAAAGCGGCUCGCGUUACUUGGUGCGUCAGAACUCUGGAAAGAUUUCACGCAGGAUCCUCAAAUUCUGUAUACAACAUCGUAUCAGGUGACGAAUCCUGGAUAUAUGCGUACGAACCAGAAACAAAAAACCAGUCACGAGUUUGGGUGUUCGAAAAUGAGUUAAAGCCAACAAAAAUUGUCGUUUCUGAACUCCGUAAAGAGAACUGCAAUCGCCGCAUCAUUCUCCAUCACGACAAUGCGAGUUCUCACACCGCACACAGAACAAAAGAGUUUUUAGAGCAAGAAAACAUAAAAUUAUUAGACCAUCCGCCGUACAGCCCCGACCUAAGCCCUAAUGAUUUCUAUACUUUCCCUAAAAUAAAGAAGAAAUUGCGUGGACAUAGAUUUUCAUCACCUGAAGAAGCUGUGGACGCCUACAAAACGGCCAUUUUGGAGACCCCAACUUCCGAAUGGAAUGGUUGCUUCAAUAAUUGGUUCCGUCGUAUGGAAAAAUGUGUCAAAUUUCGCGGAGAAUACUUCGAAAAGCAAUAA